Molecule: messenger RNA, 3864 nt
Organism: Stegastes partitus (bicolor damselfish)
Lineage: Eukaryota; Metazoa; Chordata; Actinopteri; Pomacentridae
Gene: hunk
Product: hormonally up-regulated Neu-associated kinase
Exons: 9
Coding region: 254-2314 (686 amino acids)
Biological process (GO): intracellular signal transduction; protein phosphorylation
Cellular component (GO): cytoplasm
Molecular function (GO): protein serine/threonine kinase activity; ATP binding
Source: RefSeq, a predicted model, not a curated record
UUCUUUUUUUCUGUGUCAUUUUAAUCUAAGCUCGGAAACUGCUGAGUGCGCUCGCUGGAUAUGCGUUGGGUGAACAGGUGGCGCAAGCUCCGGUUUCCUUAAUUUGUCAUUACGACGCACACGGAGCGGAGUUGACACACUUCACCGGACGAUAAGCAUUUAAUAGGCUGCCUGCCUUGUAGGUGGGUGAGAGUCGCGCUGCGUAUUUUCCUCCCUUGGUGAAAGGAGGCACUUAUCAAUUAAGGGAGCUGUGAUGCCAGUUGCGGACAGCGACAUGGUCGUGGAUAACAGCCACGGGUUAUAUGAGGGUAAAACCCCAAAUAGUGCCGGGAAUGACAGCGUCCUCCCGGCUUCUCUGAGCAGUCCUGCAGCAGACAUCCUGAAGAACUUUUACCACACCAAACGGGUCGGGAACUAUCUGAUCGGGAGGAAGCUGGGAGAAGGAUCCUUCGCCAAAGUUAGAGAGGGUCUCCACGCGUUAACUGGGGAAAAGGUGGCGGUGAAGGUGAUCGACAAGCGGAAGGCCAAGAAGGACUCGUAUGUUACCAAGAACCUGCGGCGGGAGGGCCACAUCCAGCAGAUGAUCCGCCACCCCAACAUCACGCAGCUGCUGGACAUCUUGGAGACGGAGAACAGCUACUACCUGGUGAUGGAGCUGUGUCCCGGUGGGAACCUCAUGAACCGCAUCUACGACAAGAAGCGGCUGGACGAGAGGGAGACUCAGAAAUACAUCCGGCAGUUGGUGUUGGCAGUUGAGCACCUGCACAGAGCGGGUGUGGUGCACAGAGAUCUGAAGAUAGAAAACCUCCUGUUGGACGAGCAGGACAACAUCAAGCUCAUCGACUUUGGCCUCAGUAACUGCGCUGGAAUCCUGGGAUACUCAGACCCCUUCAGCACCCAGUGUGGAAGUCCAGCGUAUGCCGCCCCAGAGCUACUCUCCAGGAAGAAGUAUGGGCCCAAGGUGGAUGUCUGGUCAAUUGGCGUGAACAUGUAUGCGAUGCUGACUGGGACGCUCCCGUUCACCGUGGAGCCCUUCAGCCUUAGAGCUCUGCACCAGAAGAUGGUGGACAAGGAGAUGAACCCUCUACCUCCGUCACUCUCCACUGCUGCCAUCUGUCUUCUAAAGAAGCUUCUUGAGCCAGACCCCAACAAGCGUCCAAAUAUCCAUCAGGUGAUGGCUGACUCCUGGCUACAGCUGGCCAACAAGAACACAGGGGCUCCAUACCUCAACAGGAUCCACAUUGAAGAAAUAAACCACACGGUGUUGCUGCACAUGACGGAGAAGAUGGGCUACAAACACAGCGAGGUGCUCAGCGCUGUCCUCACCAAUCGCGCCUGCCACACUUUGGCCGUCUAUUUCCUUCUAAACAAGAAAAUGAAGAGACUCUCCAAAGAAUACAGGGAGAUGCAGUUCCAAGAAAAAAAGAAAGGCGAGAAGCAGAAGAGUGAAUACUUCCAGACCCAGUGGAGGAAGCAUGUCGACAAGCUCACCAUCCCCCCAAAACAGACGCCCGUCUACCUGGCUGUCAGCAAGGGGCCCAGCAAGGAGAAGAAACACCGAACAGGUCUUUUGCGUGCCAUAACUGGUGGCCAUCGUAAUUCGCCCCUGGCACCACCCGGCACAGUUGCUUCUUCUUCUAUGGAGUAUCUAGAGAUCCAUCCUUUAUUUCCCAACACGCCGCAGCAGCGGAGACGCUUGGCCACCCUGCCGCAAGUCAACACGAGCCCAGAACACAACAUUCCCGCUCCGCCAGCACCAUCACCGAUCGGCAUGCAUUCUUUCGGCUCGCUGUCCAAAGCCGAACAAAUAGAAGACACCCCGUCUUCACCCUGGUACAAGCUGACCAACGGGACUCUGUCCCCGCCCCGCCACGUCUCUGCCUUCCAACCUGACUCUUCUUACUUAAAAAAGGCCACAAUCCCCAGUCCCCCUGUCCUCAUUGUCAACCCGCAGCCUAAGAAGAGCAUCUCGUCAGAGUGGUGCGGUUCCUCUGACACCAGUGGAAGCCCCCCCAGCACCAUAGGAAGCCCUCCCGGCAGUUCAGCUUUCAGCCCACCGAAGUCCGCCUUCAGUCCCCUCAACCCCACCUCAGCGUUCAGUCCUCCAUCCAACAGCGGUAGCAGUGAUCCCGAGAGCCCAACACACCGCAGCAAGUUCCCCUCUAUGGGAAUUGGGCAGAUCCUGAAGAAGAAGGUUCAGCUGCAGCCAUUUACAUUCCGACCAGAGCAAGUUGUUGAGGAAGUGGUGUCCCCACCUCCCUACCCCAUGCAGACUCUCCUCUGUGCUUCAGGUGCACUAAAAACCCUCUGCUGAGGGAUACAAGAAAAAAGAAGAUGAAAGAAAGACAGACUGAACUCAAGGCCCCUCUCAACAUUUUGUUGAAGUUAGAGAGGUCUUCCAGAGCGGCCUUUUGAACUGUGAACUGUCCCUUUAUUGCGACUGAGCCACUUUUCAUGACAGACUUGAUUAUUAAAAAAAACUAAAAAAAAAACAAAAAAAAAAAUUAAAAAGACAAAAGGGCGAGCAAAUACAAUAAUUACCUCUUGUUACCGCUCUUAUGUAAUAAGAGGUGGUGACGUUGAGAGGAUGAGAUUUGAAACGGAUCCCUGAGCAAUGACUAAACCUUACCGUGUCCUAGAUACAGAGUGGACAUGGGACAUCAUGUAAUAUGGGCCUUGCCAACAAAUGUACACACACAUGCACAUACGCACACAUGAAACACUGUAUUAUAGACCAAGUUAGAGGUACUCUCUUAUGUAAUUUUACUGUAACUGGUUACUAAUUGAGUCGCAGACUGAUUCACACCAGCUAACACACCCCAACUCUUACCCUAACCCUGAUUACAUGUAUACAAUAAAUGUGUUGUCUCUGUGAAAAUUGUAUGAUAGCUACUGACUUCCAGUCGGCUGGCACUGUAUCCUAAAGGCUGACUGGAAGAAGCUCACUGCACUAUUCUUGAAAACCAAAACCUAUAGUUACAAUGGUGUUUACCAUCUUUUACCUCACUGCAUUAUUCAUACAUUAAUGUAUAACGGCAGUCAAUUGUGACAUGCUUGUGUGGAUUGUGCCACAGCGUUGCAGUGUCUAAGCGUUGCCAUUAGAAUGAACACACUGAAAGAGCGUAGGUACCAAGAGUAGAGUCAUACUCACUUUUUAUAUUGUUGUCUGUCACGCAGCACUGAUAAUUGACGGUCAUAAAUUAUUAGAUGCCAGUGUUGCAUAACCUGCAAUGCUGGCAAGAAUAAUAAAACACAUAAAAAGUUGUGUUCAAAAUAGAAUAUACCUGUUCAGCCAGUAACAAACAAACAAAUAGAAAAAAUAGAAACGCAAAAGCCUUAUGUAACUGAUUGACCUCACAAAAGGUUGACGGUAUGAAAGUAGGAGCAUCUAAGAAAAUAAUUCACUUCCUUUUGUCUUAAUGCUGUAGUUUGUGCAAUAGUCUUAAGUGUUAACUGCAAUGAUGAGUAUUUGCCAAGAGCUCUUUGAGAGUGAUGUGAAAAUUGUUUCUGUAAAUAACAACUCCUGUGCUCCUUUCACUUACACUGUUCCGUGCGAGCGGAAUUCUAAAAUGUCUAUCGAGCUCACAUUUUUCACGUAUUAGUUGACUACGAAAAGGCUUCCACAGGCACACGAGGCUUCUCACUGUUAAAAUGCUGUAGAAUCUCUUCCUGUCCAAACGAAAAGUUGCAUGAGUCGAACUGUACUGUCAACAUUUGAAAUUAUGUCUUUGUAACUUUUUUCUGAUUGAUACUGAGAUUGAUACAGACUCGGGGGGUCUUUUGUAAGAUUUUGUAAUGGAUGGUUUUGUUUGAGUGUCAAGAGAUUUCUAUGCUGUAUAAAGUAUUUUAAAUAUUUAUAAGGAA